GUAUAAGGGCGCCGGGAGGAGCAAGAGAGGCACGGGCCGGGGCAAGGCAGCUGGUCGAGGCCAACAGCUUUUUCGCGGGGCUGGGAACGAUGGGUUCCCAUUAGCGCCCGAAGAGCCCCGGGUGAACCCACAGUCGCAAGUUAUCGAACUGCCGACAGCCGGGGUCCACUGCCUCCAGCUGGAUGUCCCCGUGUCCCAACACGACACAGAGACGGUGAAGACCACGUCACUCAAAAGCCUGUUUGACUUGGUCCACAUGUUCGGACUGGGCAUCACAAGACAGGAAAGCAAGACAGCAGCGGAGGAGAGCAACUGCAGCGUCAGUUCCGACACAGUGGAGGCUGCUGCAGAUUCCCCUGAUGACACUCUUGCCGAUGCCACUACCACCAGCUCAAAGAAAUCUGAUGCUUCCGCAGACAUUGCAACCAAGCUGGUGGCCAUUCUUAGUGCUUUCCUGGAUUCCGAGAGUUCCGAGUUGAGGACAGUUGCAGCUGAGGGUAUGGCCAAACUGCUGCUAUCUGGCAGAGUGGUAUCUUCCAAACUCCUGUCUCACCUCUUGCUGUUGUGGUACAACCCACUGACAGAGGAUGACAACCACCUCAGACACUGUCUCGGAGCCUUCCUGCCGGUGUUUGCCUUCGCUUGCAGAGCUAACCAGGAGUUGUUUGAGGAGGCGUUCAUGCCGACACUGAAGACCCUGCUGAAUGCCCCAACAUCCAGCCCUCUAAAUGAGGUGAACGUCAGCAAUGUGGGGGACUUCCUGGUCCAGCUCAUCAACACCAAACUCCUGGUGGUCAACCAGAACUCCCAGAGUCUAGUCACUGACAACCCAGGACACGACCACAUAGCUGUCCUGGUGAGUAACGAGAUCCUGUCCAACCCCGACUCCUUCAAUGUCAAGCUGUGGACACGCCUCCUGAACCAGCUGGACCUGAGCCCAGACACACAGCUCAAGGACAUGCAGGUGCUCUGUGACCAGAUGCUGGAGGUUGUGAAAGAAAAGCAAAGUGUGAAGGUCGUGGAGAAGUUUAAGGCAACUGUUGACUCCAUGCUUGCUGUCAAAACCAGCAGCACCAACGCUGAUGUUGUGCCCAAGACAGAAGCAGAAGGUGGUGAUGUCACCGAGGCUGAUGCCAGCAGUGCUGUUGCUGACUCGCAAGACCCCCUUCCAUCUUCACAGACCAGCACAGUCCCUGACUCACAAGACACGGUCGCUACCAGUGUCGAUAUCACCAGUGUCGUGUCCGAUUCGCAGGGCUCAGAUGUAGCUAUAAGUGUUGUUGACUCGCUAUCAGACUCACAGAGUACUCAGGUGGAGAGUUCCAGUCAAGGGGAGGCAACUGGAACUGUUACACCUGCAUUAAACACUACAAUAGAAAACAUGACUGCGUCUACCAAGAAUGUGAGAGUCAAACGAACAACAAGAGCUAAAUCAGUGAAAACACCUGCCCCAAUCCUGAUGCCCCAGGCCACCAAGACAGCCAGGUCAACGACAGGCCGACGCACCCGAACACAAGUUCAAGCAGACAGCGAGCUAGAGAACAGUGUAUUUGGCUCUCCGACUCCACUCCGAGGCAGCAAGGCAAAUAUAAAACAGGUUGAAUCACUAGAGCACACAAGGAGAAAUCUACAGGGUCUUCUACUGGAUGGCAAAGACAGUUCCCAGUCUGUCACUGAAGAACCCAAAACUCCUCGCAGUAAACGCGCUGGUACACGUUUGCAGAAGCGACCAGCACUUACAGACGUCAACGGAGACUGAACCUGUUUUGCAAGAACGUAUGACUUAAUGACUAAUACCAUCAAUGCCAUCACAACAAUCAGAGUAUCUUGAAGUUGACAUGAUUUUGCUGUGAGAUUGGACACCUUCAGCCAUUCAAGAAACACCAAGUUCAUCAGCAUAGCGAGUUAUAUAGGCUAUCAUCUGUCUCUUGUUCCUUUCUGUGUUCUAUUGUCACUACCAAUCAUUGAUAUUGUUUCUCAUUUGUACAUACUUUGUCCUUCAAUAAUGUCAUGAACAAUAAAAUUACUUGAACUAG
Haliotis rufescens (red abalone) is the source of this 2036-nucleotide messenger RNA. RefSeq names its product condensin complex subunit 3-like. Lineage: Eukaryota; Metazoa; Mollusca; Gastropoda; Lepetellida; Haliotidae. Gene Ontology annotation, biological process: mitotic chromosome condensation. The transcript has 9 exons. The annotation marks the transcript as partial. The record is from RefSeq and is a predicted model, not a curated record. Gene Ontology annotation, cellular component: condensed chromosome; condensin complex.